Penicillium griseofulvum is the source of this 2955-nucleotide messenger RNA. Its product is annotated as S8 family peptidase. Lineage: Eukaryota; Fungi; Ascomycota; Eurotiomycetes; Eurotiales; Aspergillaceae. The coding region runs from base 1 to 2955 and encodes 984 amino acids. The transcript is spliced from 3 exons. Gene Ontology annotation, molecular function: serine-type endopeptidase activity. The record is from RefSeq and is a predicted model, not a curated record. Gene Ontology annotation, biological process: proteolysis.
AUGGAUCCGACCUCGGGAGGCUAUUACGUCCCAUGGUUGGAUGCAUCGCCUACUAUGGCUGGGAUGACUAAAUCAGACCACGACACAAAUGUCGCUCUACUUCUGAGGACAACCGAGACGAUUAGAGAGAUCCUACGCGAUCUUCGGAGCGAUGGGGCAACCAGAGAGUCCAGACACUUCUACAGCAGCAUCAUGGCGCAUUGUCUGGUGAUUCGCGACCAUAUAAACCGAAUAAGGCUCAUUAUCCUAGAUGACAGUCCUCUGGUGGCCAGUAUCUUGGUUCGGUUUGAGGCGACCGUGAACGCACGUAUUCUGGAAGCCCAACCAGGAGUACCACAGACCGUAUAUCCUCGGCUGUGGGCACUGAACAAGACAUGGGAAAGAGCACGGUACGAUAGUAAUGCGACAGAGAGAGACUUGCUUCUGCGGGCGGUCGAUCUUCCCAGCGACCCAGACGAAUCUGACCAAUUGAUUGAAUUCUUUGAGAGCUGGGAAGAUAAUAUCAACCACCAAUAUCCAGACGACCCUGCAUCAUGGCCUCAGGAUGAUAGUUCCGUGCCGAAAAGGCGGAAUGGUCAACCCUCGUAUGCCGCCUGCAACGCGUCUCAAUCACUAUUUCGCGCUUUCCACGAAUUGAAGGACUGUGAGUGCCAGCCUAUGCACGACUUCGGCGUUCGACUUUGUCUGGGAACAUUCCAAUAUCUUUCCAAUGGCGGCGAAGAAGCGACCGACCCCCUCUGUGGGUUUGAGAUGUUUCUCUCUAUGCAAAAAGAGUGGCACGAGGCUGAUGUGCAUUUUGCCAAGCACGCAACGGUAACGUUCACUGAAAGCAACGUCGUGGGCACUCGGAAGCCCAAGGCCCAUGCGAUGAAAGUGAAAAAGCUAUGCGAGCCUAUCAAGAAGCGAAAGCCCUUUGACCGAAUCAAGUUAAAGAUCGAUGAAGAUGGACUCUUGUGGAAGCUGCGGUCCGAGAAAAGUUGCUUCACUAUUGACGAGACCAAAGCUCCAGUUUCUCUACAGCAAUUGAUCCAGGGCCAAUAUCGAUCGCUUACAGACAAGACAAAACGUAUCCUGGCGGUGCUACUUAGCUAUGCGGUUCUUUAUCUGCAUGAGACUCCGUGGCUCCCCCCGACAUGGGGACCUUCUAGUAUUUUAUUUUUCCAUACCACAUCCGCGGCCAUUCCCUUGAAACCUUUCAUCCAGACGCAGCUUGCACAACAUGUUGCUAGCAAUGGCCAAGCAAGUUAUCCCAUGGAUUGCGACGCUGGGACUCUGAGUCCAGAUGAUCUUGACCCAGAUGAUCUUGAUCCGGACGACAUGGACCCGGAUGACAUUGACCCCGAUGAUAUAAUGCUUCAUCAGUGCCCACAGCUGGUCACUUUAGGAAUCAUGCUGAUGGAGCUUUACCUCGCAACUACAUUCGAUAAUCUGGCGGAAAAAUUUAACGUUCCUGUAUCAGAGCAUACUAGUCUCGACGCAGAGUUGGUCUUUCAACAAUGCAAAUCUGAGAUCCCAGAGAAUUCUCAGUUCUAUUAUGCUGUUGAAAAAUGCCUGGAUUCCAAGGUCUGGGAAGAUGACAAUGGAGUCAAGCUUGAUGGUCAGACAUUGAGGACAACAAUAUACCAACAAGUAGUACGACCAUUAGAAGAUGAGUUAAGUCAGGCAUUUAGCUACAUCUCCAUCGAAGACUUGGAUCGCAUCGCACAGACCUUGGAUCUCGGUAGCUGGGGGCAGGUCAUCCAAAAUCAACAAAGAGGCAGUCGACACUCCGACAACCCUAGGGAUGACGUGCCCAAGCCCCCAUUUGAGUUCACUUCGCAUUACGAUGUAAAAGACGCCUAUCGCCAACAACAGCAAUACUUUCCACUAUCUCCAGAUCUUUCCAAAAUGAUUCUAUCACCUGUCCCCCACAUGACUACAUUGCCAUAUAAACAACACCCCGGGACAUUGGAAUACAAAGCUAUGAGAUUUUUUGAUGAUGAAACAGUCUCCGAGAAGCACUUUAUGGAAGGCAGAGAGAGCAACUACCAUCAUUGGCGUCAACGGUUCAAGGACGUGUACAAUAAGUAUAUAACACGGCCUCCUAAGGAUCAGGUCAAAAUCGCCAUUUUGGACACAGGUAUUGAUUAUACUCACCCUGACGUGGAUGCAUGCGUUGAGCAAGUCAAGGGUGAGUAUAACUGGACGAACGAGAAAUUUGUCCAGCGGGUCGACGACCACAAUGGACAUGGCACUUUUAUUGCUGGUCUACUCUUAGAGUACGCACCGGAUGCAGAAUUAUACAUAUCGAAGGUAUCGGACGGCAGACCAUGCAGCCCCAGUAUCAUUGCCAAGGCUAUUGACUAUGCCGUCACUGAGUGGCAUGUUGAUUUUAUUUCGAUGUCAUUUGGAUUCCCUUCUCGCGAUAUUGAAGGCUACGAUGAGUUAGAGUCCGCCAUUCAACGAGCGUAUGCGGCAAACGUUAUUCUAUUUGCAGCGGCUUCCAACAGCGGCGCAAACUUGGACCGAGCUUUCCCUGCCCGUGACGAGAAUGUCAUAUGUAUUCAUUCCACAGAUGCCAACGGGAAUCGAUCCCCAUUUAGCCCCACAGCUCUCGCCGACACGCUCAACCUUGCAACCGUGGGUGAGGGUGUGGAGUCUUCCUGGCCUAAGCAUUUAUGCGAGGACCUCUCGGGCAUUAAACAUAAAUCUGGUACAUCAUAUGCCACGCCAAUCGCUGUUGCCAUCGCGGCGUUUAUUCUACAAUACGCCCAAUUAUAUCUCCCAGACAAGGCUUCCAUGUUGAAGCGACAGUCAAAAAUGAAGGCUGUGCUGAGGAGGAUCUCCGAGAAGAGCCUAGAUUCGCGAGUCCGGGACGACUAUCACUUUGUUGCUUUGAAUGGCUAUUCCGAUAACCUGUUUGGGAAAGACCAAGGAUUUAUCAAUCAUGUGUUGCGCGAUAUCCUAAGUCAAUAG